This is a messenger RNA of Nerophis lumbriciformis (worm pipefish), 1086 nucleotides long. NCBI's taxonomy places the organism in Eukaryota, Metazoa, Chordata, Actinopteri, Syngnathiformes, Syngnathidae. The record is from RefSeq and is a predicted model, not a curated record.
AUGCGGGGAGGGAGGGAGUAGAAAAAGGCAAAAAGUCUUUGUGCUUCCCUUCCCCCUCAUCAAAGCAAAGGGGAAAUGUCUCUUUCCAAAGGAGGGAAGAAAAAGAACCCUGGGCUGAAGCUGGCCAAAGAAGUCUUCGCACCGCCCCCACCGGCAGUAGCAGCGCCCCCUCGGGAUCUCGACUCCAAAGCUUGCGUCACAAUCGGAGACCAGAACUUUGUGGUGAAGGCAGAUGACUUGGAGCAGAUUGCUGAGCUGGGCAGGGGAGCGUAUGGCGUCGUGUAUAAGAUGAAACACGUGCCCAGCGGUGUGAUAAUGGCCGUUAAGAGGAUCCGAGCUACUGUUAACACACUGGAGCAGAAGAGGCUCCUGAUGGACCUGGACAUCUCCAUGCGGACGGUGGACUGCUUCUACACCGUCACUUUCUACGGCGCCCUCUUCAGAGAGGGCGAUGUCUGGAUCUGCAUGGAACUGAUGGACACUUCGUUGGAUAAGUUCUACAAGAAGGUCAUUGAGAAAGGCAAGACCAUACCAGAGGACAUCCUGGGCAAGAUCACUGUAGCUAUUGUCAAGGCAUUAGAUCACUUGCACAGCCACCUGUCAGUCAUCCACAGAGAUGUGAAGCCCUCCAAUGUUCUCAUCAAUACUCAGGGGCAAGUGAAAAUGUGCGACUUCGGCAUCAGCGGCCACCUCGUGGACUCCGUCGCCAAGACCAUGGACGCCGGCUGCAAGCCAUACAUGGCGCCUGAGCGCAUCAACCCUGACCUCAACCAGAAAGGCUACAGCGUGAAGUCGGACAUAUGGAGUCUCGGUAUCACAAUGAUCGAAUUGGCCAUCCUGAAGUUCCCUUACGACUCGUGGGGUACGCCUUUCCAGCAGCUGAAGCAGGUGGUGGAUGAGCCUUCUCCUCAGCUGCCCGCCGACCGCUUCUCACCCGAUUUUGUCGACUUCAUCUCCCAGUGUUUAAGUAAGAAGCCCAACGAGAGACCAGCUUAUUCAGAAUUGAUAAAACAUCCGUUUUUCACCCUGCAUGACUCCAAAGACACAGACGUGGCCAGUUUUGUCAAGGUCGUCCUGGACGACUGA